This is a messenger RNA of Olea europaea var. sylvestris, 1024 nucleotides long. Its product is annotated as protein MIZU-KUSSEI 1. The record is from RefSeq and is a predicted model, not a curated record. Gene Ontology annotation, biological process: hydrotropism. The coding region runs from base 51 to 803 and encodes 250 amino acids. Lineage: Eukaryota; Viridiplantae; Streptophyta; Magnoliopsida; Lamiales; Oleaceae. The transcript has a single exon.
CCAAUUUUUCAAUUCUUGAAGCGUUUUCUAUCAAGAAAAGUAAAAAAAUCAUGACGAAAAUCGAUGCCCUCCGUCGAUUCCUCCUCCCUUGUAUCCACCCUAGUCCUACACUGAACCCUUCGCCACCUAUCACCACCACCAAGAAACGCCUCAGCACAUCCCUCCGUGAUGAUCUUGAAGACAAGAAUCCUUUAACCAAUCAAGAAAGCAUUCAACGAGAGAAUCAACACCAAGGCUCCGACGAUGACGAUCCCACCUCUCCGGUGACUCCUCUUUUGGCGCCAUCACGAUCCUCCAGGACAAUGGUUACCGGAACAAUCUUUGGGCACCGCCGUGGCGGCCAUGUGUGGUUCUGCGUGCAGCAUGAUCGACUCAAUACCCGUCCUUCUCUCCUCCUUGAGCUCUCCAUCCCGACCACUAGUCUUGUCCAUGAAAUGCAAUAUGGGCUGGUCCGUAUUUCACUCGAGUUCAACGCCGAUGAAUCCCCCGAAUCUGAACUCAGUCGCUGCCCUCUCCACUCUGUCCCCAUUUGGUCCCUAUCCUGCAACGGCCGGAAGUUGGGUUUUGCCGUCCGCCGCAAGGCUACACAGCAGAACCGCCUAAUGCUCAAGACCAUGCAAAAUAUCACAGUCGGAGCGGGGGUUAUUCCUCCUGGUUCUGGAUCCGGAUCGGAGGAGAUAAUGUACAUGCGGGCCAAUUACGAGUGUGUUGUAGGCAGUGCAGACUCCGAAUCUUUCCAUUUGAUCAGCCCGGAUAAUGGCCCGGGCCAAGAACUCAGCAUUUUCCUUCUGAGAUCAAGGUGAUCGGUAUUUCAAGAAACAAAAUAGUGAUUUCGAAAUUUGGGAAACUUUUAUUCAUGAGGACAAAACACUCCAUUUUUUUUUAUUUUUUUUUGGCCAAGACUUCAAAUCUUCUUUGAGAAAGUUUGUGUUUGUGAGAAGAAAAAUCUCAGAUUUUAAUUUAUUUUUCGAUUUUUCGAAAAAGAUGGCUUUUCUGAACUGGAAUGUGUAUCAUAUAAUCAAGA